CAACAGUCACAUUCGAAAUUGGUCUUACCUCCGUUUCUUCUGGAAGAAUGCUUUUUAUUUUCUUACCGUGUAUACAAUGUCACAAACCUUUUCUCUCAAUCUAAAGGAAGACAAAUCUACAAUUAGAAAAAUCAUGUCUGUCUAUUUGAAGAAGACCCCAGUCUCACAAUGGAAACACGAAAAGGUGGCGCGUCUAUUAAUCGAUAAAGGCUUAAGGGUUACCCUUAUUGAUGCCGAUUUGAAAGAAUUAGGCGAUGUGUAUUUAGAAGAGGCCAAUAAAGUAUAUAAGACGCGUAACGUGAAAUAUUCUGACGACGAAAAGCAAAAAAUGGAGACAUUACCGAACAGUAUGCACGAUAUCUGUACAUCAAUUCAAGUCAAAAAGUUAUUCUACUCAUCUCAAGUUACAGAUGAACUUGAUGAAAAUUCAAUCACCUGUAAAGUUCAAGAAAAAAACAACCAAAAAGAAGCCAACAUGUCUAAAUUUCAACAAAUGAACCAUAUUGAUAAGAUGAAGUACUUAUGCGAAAAGUUUGGGAACGAAGGGAACCUUGAUUUUAUGAAAGAUAAGAUUGCAUCCCGUUUUCAGCCAUAUCUACCGCAACUCAUGAGCCAUUUUCAGAUUCACCUACAACCAUUUACAACAAGAAAAGAGCGAGAGAUGCUGCUACUAAUAGCCAAAUGCAAAUCAAAAUGUGAUAUUGAUAAGUUAUUAUCAGACUUUUACGCCGACAAGACCAUUUUAACUCCAAUGUGUCGCUACAUCAGGCUAGCUUUAGCAACAUCUGUGGAACUUUGGUCCUCCGGUCAACUCUUGCAAAAUGAUGAUAACGAAUCAUGGUACAGAACUCAUGUCUAUUCAGCAAUUUGGGACAACGCGUUUUUACACGACAAGAAUUUUAUGUCUAAAAGAACCGAUUGUUAUUCCAGCAUAACUAAAGAAUUCAGUAACGUCAAAAAUCAGCGGGUCGAUUUUAUAUUACGUAAUAUAAACGACAAUUCUGACUAUCUAUCGACUGAGGAAAAACCAGAUUUUGUUAAAGGAAAAAUACUACAGAAUCUAAUGCUCAGGAAAUGGACAAAUCGACUUGGUAGUGUAGACAUUAUGAAGGAAUUCGAAGCCAUAACUUGUCAAUGGGAAGGUCUGAAACUUAUAAUAUUUGCCACAAGAUAUAUUUCAGAGAAACAUAGCAUUACGUAUAAAAAGGGCUCGUACAUAAUGCCUAAAGAAGAAACUCAUACCGCCUCAUUUGCCAGGUUAUUAGCAGCAGUCUUAUCUUUGAAACGACUGGUCUUGGUUAAUUACACAAAACUCAACACUGUUUUGGAGACUAAACACAGCUACGAACUUCAAACCAUGCAGUUUUCUCAAGAAGAUGAAUUUAAUUUGCGAUCAGAUAGUACAGAAGAAUAUGAAGCUCAAGAAGAUGAACGCGAGACUGCCACAAUUGAUGUACACUUGGAGUCUGAUAUUCUCUCUGCAUUAGAUGAAAUUGAAACUGAUCUUGAAGAGGAUAUUGUUACUUUUAAAGAUUGGGAAGAAUUCAUGAUGGAACGCGGAAGAAAAAGAAAGAACAUGUCCUAAAGUUAAUAAAAUUCCUUUAAGAAGUAUAGCAAAGUA
Messenger RNA from Gilbertella persicaria, 1621 nucleotides. RefSeq lists its product as uncharacterized. Bases 77 to 1585 code for a protein of 502 amino acids. The transcript is spliced from 2 exons. Lineage: Eukaryota; Fungi; Mucoromycota; Mucoromycetes; Mucorales; Choanephoraceae. The record is from RefSeq and is a predicted model, not a curated record.